Molecule: messenger RNA, 1239 nt
Organism: Rotaria sp. Silwood2
Lineage: Eukaryota; Metazoa; Rotifera; Eurotatoria; Philodinida; Philodinidae
Source: the annotation of a GenBank genome assembly
AUGCGAUCGAAUUUAAAGCAUCGGCUCGAUGAUGAACAGUCGGAGCCGCCUUUGUUUGAUUUUGAUAUUGAUGAAGCAAAUGAUGCGGAUAGUGAAACUAUGACUGAUGUUGGAGAAACACCAUUACAUAAUGAUUUACAACAGCAGACUUUAACUCGAAUUCAAUUAGAACAAUUAUUCUCUCGAGCCAGUUCUGCAUUAGUUGCAGAAACAACCAAUGAUCAAGAGUCUUUUAAACGUAAAACAACCAUAAAAGUACCAAAAACAAGUAAGAUGAUAACAACGCCGUUUCCACCCAUUCAAUCAGAUCGUCAAGAAGAUUUCGAUAUUAGUAUUGAAGAACUAAAACAGUUUGCUCAAAAACCGGUAGGUCAACUAAUUAUUGACAGAUAUUCUCCUGAUGACAAAGAAAUUUAUUAUGCGUUAUCAACUGUUACAUUAACAUUUAAUCAACCCAUGAUAAGUAUUUCAUCAUUAGAUGAACAGACGAAUCCAGAAGAUCUAGGUAUAUCAUUAAUACCAAAAGUUCAAGGUCAAUGGAGAUGGAUAGAUACGAAAACAGUUCAAUUUGAAGCAAAGCAUCGUUUUCCAUAUUCAACCAAGUAUACAUUAACAGUGGACAGAAUUCGUUGCGUAUCAGCUAUUGGAGGAAAGCUGGAUGAUGAUUUUUUCUUUGAAUUCUCAACAAAAACAUUAGAAGUUCUUCAAUUCUUACCAGAUGAAACAGUUUCAACAUUAAAGCCUCGAUGUUUUCUAUUAUUCGAUCAAAAAAUUCAUAUGAAUGAAAUUUUCAAACAUAUAUGUGUAGUGCAUGGUGAUGGAAUUAAAAUGGAGAACAAGGAAUUAGAACUACUAGACGAAGACACAGCAGAAAAUGAAUUUAAAUGGUACUUAAAUCAAAGGGAAGGAAAUCGUCAAGAAUAUAUUGCAUUUACAUUUAAAAAUGAUUUAUUGAAGGCAACAGAAUAUACGAUUCAGUUAACUCAAGACUGUCCAUCAGCCGAAGGACCACUAACGACAACAACAGAAUGGUCAGCUGAAUUUCGCACUUAUGAACCUUUAAAAAUCAUUGGUUGGUUUCCGAAUAUAAACGAUGAGGACCAAGAGACUGUUGGUCCUGGUCGAUGUUGGUCAAUUAGAUCUAAUAAUUCCUUAGAUCAUUCAACGAUUAAAAAAUCCAUAUUCAACGUCGAGCCGAUAGUCAGCGAUUUCGGUGAGCAGAGAGAAAACUCGUUUUAA